Molecule: messenger RNA, 549 nt
Organism: Dibothriocephalus latus
Lineage: Eukaryota; Metazoa; Platyhelminthes; Cestoda; Diphyllobothriidea; Diphyllobothriidae
Source: the annotation of a GenBank genome assembly
GGCACGGCCACUGGCGAGAACCUGCCGACCUUGAUCACCAGACAGCGUAGACGUCGACGCUCCUGCCAGUCCGUCGUUACGUUUGCACUGAGUCCUACUCCGGACGAUCAGCCUCCGCGGCCUGCUUCCGCAGUAGCUCCUCUCUGUUCCACCAAAAAUACCGAGCAUGGAUGUGAUGUGGAGGAUUUUACUUUCACUCCCCGGGGCGGUGUGACCGUAGCUUCAGGCACGCCUUCUCGACGGUCUGCUCUCGGUGAAGCCUCUGGCGGCAGUUGCGAGCCUCAACCCGCUGCCGUCGGUAGCGGUCUGCCAGCGACCGAGCUUCGAACAGUUUCGGACUCAAAGAGCGUCAACAGCCUGCAGAAGGAACUGAAGAACACCCUUGCUGCUUAUCGCUCCAAGAGGCAACAAAUUACGCACCUGCAUGAAACCCUCUUCUCCACUCGCUGCGAGCUUCGAAAGGCGGUUUCAGCUCGAGACAAGGCCGAAUCAGCACGCUCAGAACUGCAGGUGAGGCUUUCAUCUGCUUGCGGUUUUGUAUUGCUUUGA